GUAAUGGCGUAUGGAUUGUUUGUAUUUGUGCUGUGGACGCGGUACCUAUGACGGUACUUGUGUUUACGUACGGCAGGAUAGCUUAUCUAAGGCGGAGGGUGUGCUUGAUCUUAUCCGUGAAGCAUAAAGCUCCUAAGAUAACUGUUGAUUCGUGAACAAUUCGUAAACGAAGGAGAUGCGUAAAUAUUGCCUCAUGCUUUGGAUAUCGGGUUUAUAGGAACGCGUGUAAUAUAACGUAAACAAACAGGACCAUGUGCGCAGAACAGUUAAGAAAUGCUGCACAUGGCAGCAUGUAGUAUAUGUAAUUUAGGCUGCGCGCGUGGUGUUAGUGGAAGGUCACCAUGUCUAACCACGAGAAGCUUGUCGUUCGGCACAGGACCUCUCAGGACGGGCAGGCUUCUGGGUGCGGGCGGCCGGCAUUUCCCAUCAAUGCGGCUGCUCAGAUGUCACUGAACAGCAGCGCCUGUGAGGUCAGUGACGAUGAGGACUUGCCAAGGAUACCCAAGAUUCCAGUACAGAACAUUAUCCUGAGACUGCAACAUCGUGAAAUUUACGCCGCAAAGCAAAACGUGUCACCGUUGCAUGUCUCCCGGCAUCUCCACCAAAACGCUUGCCCGAACUUCACGGUCGUCAACGUGGAAAAGCCGCCGUGCUUCUUGCGAAAGUUUUCGCCCGAUGGCAAGCAUCUCGUGGCUUUUUCGUCGGACCAGACCUCAAUCGAGAUUUACUGGUACCGGGGGCCCUGCGCGGCUGCUCAUCUCUUGCGGGGAUUCAGUGGAGACCACUUGGGAUCGGGAGCCGAGUCCGCUCAAGUGCGGAGCACUAUUUUCAGCGAGUUUUUCCGGCUCCGUCACAUUGUGAACGUGUCGGGUAACGGCGGUGAGCAGCUAAAUCGCGAGUGUAGCUUGUUUACUGACGACUGCCGUCACGUCAUCGUGGGGUCAGCCAUGUAUGUCCCCGAGGAACCGCACCCGUUCUUCUGGGACAUGCACCGCAACAACGAGUCAGUGUCUCCGAACCCCCGCUCUCCUCUGGAGGACUAUUCGCUGCACCUUGUGGAUAUGGUCACCGGCACCCUCAAAGACAAACGCACAUUCAAGACGGACAAGAUUUUUCUGUCUCACAACCAGGGGCUCUACCUCUACCGAGACACACUGGCAGUUCUCUCAGUGCAGCAUCAGACUGUGCACAUAUUUAAGGUCACAAAGGAAGGUCAGUUCGUUGACGUUCGGACUGUGGGGCGGUUCUGCUACGAGGAUGAUGAGCUGCUGGUAUCAUCGGCAUUCCUGGCAACCGGCCGAAGCGAGCAGCGACCGUACUGCGAGCGUACACUCAACUCGCUCAAGCACCGCCUGCUGGUGCAUCUGUAUCGCCAGGCCGAAGCUGAACAGAACCCAACGGCGCUGCGUAAGUUCUAUCAGCACUUUGACCAGCUUUGUGACCUGCGACUGUGGAAGAUGCAGCUGCUGGAUGAACGGCAUCUGCUGCUCAAGUAUGCCAGCGAAGAUGUAGUCUCAUUCCGGCUGUCGGACCCAAACUCUCAGCCGUCCUUCUUUGUGGUUUACAACCUGGUGACCACUGAAGUGCUGGCUGUUUACGAGAACACCUCUGAGGAGCUGCUGGAGCUGCUUGAAAACUUCAGUGACCUGCUGCGCAAUGCAGCACUCCACUCGGAUGCCCAGCUCACUUGCUCUCCAUCUAACAACAUUCAUGCACGGCUGGUACAGCAGAGGUUCAAGCAGACCAUUGUGAAUGCCCGUUAUGGGGGCCAGACAGAGGCAGUCAAGCGUCUAUUAGCACAGCUGCCCAUCAGCUCACAGUCAUACAGCAACAGUCCCUACCUAGACUUGGCACUUUUCAGUUACGAUGACAAGUGGGUGUCAGUGCUGGAGAGGCCCAAGGCCUGUGGAGACUAUCCCAUCCGUUUCUACGCACGUGACUCUGGCCUCCUGAAGUUCAAGAUCUACGCAGGCUUGCAAGGGCGCAACGCACCACCGGCAGCACGACGGCUUGUCGCCUUCACCUUCCACCCAUACGACCCAUUUGCCAUCAGUGUACAACGAACCAAUGCUGAGUACGUAGUCAAUUUCCACAUCCACAAUUCUGACACACCUUUUACAUCUUGAGGAAUGUUGGCAGUUAGCCGCCGAGAAUGAUUGAUCGUGGCGCAAAAGUCUGUCAAAGACAAAAUUUCUGGACCAAUUUCUGGAUUGUUGGAAUUUAGAUGUGUCCAUGAUUUAGGUUUCUGUUGCAGCGCCUGUGCUCUCCAAACUCUUGUUUAUGUUGUACAAUACUAUAUGCAAUUCCAUUGUGUUCAUUGAUGUGUGCGAAAUCGGUUUGCGAGUACAGUCUGUCUUCUGUGCAUCUAGCCAUAUAGUCUGUGAUAUGGAUUUGUGGAAGUGAACAGAAAACAUGUCUUAGAGGAAAUUUUUGUCAUAAUGCAAGAUGUUACCUAAAGGUGGUUAUAUUCCUCAUGUGAUCCAACUUUUUGAGAAGGCAGCAUUGUUUAGCAGUGUAGAAGUGCAAGAGAUUUAUUUUGCAGUUACCAUAACAUUUAACAGAAACACAUUUGUCACGACUCCAUAGAGAAAAAAAAACACAUUACGCUGAGUGCUGUUCACUUGGGUACUGUCAGCAUAAAUUAAAAUGCAAACAAGUAAAAAAAUGACUCGAGUGUAUAUUGUUUCCCAGUUUGCCUGGGCAGACCUAAAAUAUUCGCGGUAAUCAUUGAUUAACUGCUAAGUUAUGUAAUAUUUUUAGGGAGCAUGUUGCAGUGCGGAAUUGAAGCUGAUCAGGGCUCGAGGCUUACAUACUUGGAGGGCCUCCGUUGGGGUAAAAUGCAUUGGAAUGGCAAUGACUUUUUUCCCCCAGAAAGUUUUUGUUAUGUACUGUUAUACAGAUCUGUUUGCAAGAGUACAUUUUGUGGCAGAUUUUCGGGACAUGAUAUCUUGAAACCAGUGGUAGUCUCAGGAUUCCUACUAACUGGACAUUCAGCAUUGACUAGCUUUAUUUGCACCAUUGCAACAUGUGCCCUAACGUAAGAAAUUGUGCCAGGAGGUAGAAAAAGUAUAACUUGCACAUUUUACUUGAUCAAAGAGAUGAUCAUAAUUAGCGCAAAUCUCUGCUGUACUCCUGCACACACAAUUUGUCGUCUUAAAGAUUACCUCUUUAUCUCUACAGAUUUGUUUUUAAGAUCUAAAGUCUUAUGAAUUGUCCGGUGUAACAUAAAUAACUAAUGCUUUAAUAAAAGGUACGCAAAGAAAGCUGCAGCAGCUACUCAGCAAUGUUGCAAUUUGGCACACAUGUGAGGUCUGUUUGAUUCGCCCUGCACCGUGUGAACUAGUCAUUUCAGUUUAUAGUCAGUUCUGUGGUCGUGCAAAACCGGCUUGGCACCUCCUGCAUUAAGCCCUGCACUACAUGUCCCACGAGUCCAGGGAAUGCUGCGAACUUGUUCUGCAUGAAGCCCACACUAGCUGUAGCUGGAAGUGCAGACAAACUGAAAGGACCUCUAGUGGUUGCCUGCAUUUGGAGUUUUUCCUCUUUCCACAUUGGCCGAUUACAGCUGUUCUGGAAGUUUCAUGUUCAAGCUUGACAGUCUUAAACCGUUGAAUGGUUACUCCCAAGGAUUAAUCGUGCCUGAAUUUGUCUCUAUAUAUUGUCGCAUUGUAGCGACAAUGAAGAACACAGUAGCAAAACUAUGAAUCACGAAACUAACUUUUUAUUGGGAGUACCUGUGCCCAGAAAAACAAGUGGCCUCAAAGCACACUGAUAGCGCCUAGCGCAGUUGGCGAUUGAUGAAAUCUGAUCAGCAGCUCAAGCACAUCAACUUUUUUACAUGACUCGUCAAACGUUCUUGCAUAAUCGCAGGUGCCCGCAUGCCUUCCAAAAACUACUACACAAUUCAUGUCGUGCAUAAAAAUCUGAUUACACAAAGUUCAGCAAGAACAUGCACAACAGAUAGAAUCAAUAAUAACAUUCAAGAAAGUUGCAAAUCAAGCAGGUGCUUCUUGCACUGAGUGAUAAAUUUCAAGUUGUGAGCAGGAGAAAUGCAGUUCCCAGAAAGAGGAUAAUUAAGUACACAUGGCAAUACCCCCUUCUUAAAAAUCAUCCCGAUGCAACAAACACGAGAACAAAAACUAAAACACAUGUAUAAAGAAAAAUAACAAACAGAAAGAAACAAUGUCCCAGAGUUAGUUAUCGCUCGUCGAAAGGCUUGUCAAUAUUGAGACUGGGCAGACAUGUACAAUGAUGUUUUUCACUAUGAAUUGAGAUUUCUAGGCUGCUUGCAAAUGUUGCUGCAUCUUUUCUCUAGUCACAGGAUUCCAUGCAUGAUCAUACAAGCCCUAAAUGUGUAACCAUACAUUGUUUGCUCUUGGGCUCUGUCCAUGGAUUUGUAUGAAGCCUAUAACGUCUGUUUGCAGUGUUCUGGAUUGUGUGUACAGUACUUACAUAAAGUGCACUGUCGUCCAUUCACUGUUGAAGAGAAGCCAAAUUUGGAACCUUGCUGUGGAUGUUAUUGGCAUUUGUAGCCAGUGGCACUUGCAAAACGUAGUACACUGUAAAUCGUGGCAUGUACAGUGAUAGUAAUGCAUUGAAAUGUUCAAUAGAUUUGAAAGCCUUUGUGGGAUGCAACAAAGGGCAUGUCUCCGUGCUGCAAUUAUUGUAAUGUUUACUUUGCAUUUGACGCAUGUAAAGUAAUCGGGGGCUUUGUAUUGCUUUCCAGUGUGUUUGUUUUCUGUAACAUUCUGCAAAACACCCUAGUGAGAAAAUGGGGUUUAUGGUAUCGUAGCAGCUAAGUUCACUUUGUUGUGUUGGCCUCUGAAUGAAAGCCUCUUGGAUCAUGCUACAUAGCUAGUUCUUCUGUACAUUUUUAUUUGAGUGCACUGUGUUCUUGUGUCACAAAUUUCUGAUUGACCCUGACCCCGUUGUCACACUGAAAUCUUACCCCAUAUUGCCCUUUGGGGCUGCUUUCUUGUGUACGACAUUUUUCUUUUGCAAUCCAUAAUUACGGUCACUAUUGCAGAAAAUGUGUACAUGAAUCAUGUAUGAAUGGCUGGUGGACUUAUGAUUGUUUUGUGAGCAGAUGUACUCAAAUUAUGUUGCAUGCGUGGAUCUUUUUUAAAAACUGUAAUGAUGCCACA
Dermacentor albipictus is the source of this 5141-nucleotide messenger RNA. RefSeq names its product de-etiolated protein 1 abo (gene abo). Gene Ontology annotation, biological process: positive regulation of proteasomal ubiquitin-dependent protein catabolic process; protein ubiquitination. Gene Ontology annotation, molecular function: ubiquitin-like ligase-substrate adaptor activity; ubiquitin protein ligase binding. The record is from RefSeq and is a predicted model, not a curated record. NCBI's taxonomy places the organism in Eukaryota, Metazoa, Arthropoda, Arachnida, Ixodida, Ixodidae. Gene Ontology annotation, cellular component: cullin-RING ubiquitin ligase complex; nucleus.